UUUUCUAUCAGUUUAAUAACUUCCUAAAGUAGUAUUCGUUUAUAAUAAUUUUUUAUAUAUUGCAGUGUAGAAUAAAAUACAUCUGAGUAUUCUCUAAUAUUUUCUAAUUGUGGCUUGAGUCUAAGAAUAACACAGAUUUAAAUCUUUCAUCAAGAUUAUACAAUGUAUUUCGUUGCAACAAAACUCUUUAUUGCGUUGAUUGGUCUCAUAGCGACGCAAGUCGUGUUAUCUAGUAGCACGAAAAAUUUUUGUGAACAAUAUCGAGGACAGCAAGCAUCCGAUACAUUUUGUCAGGAUGUGGCGUGUAAAAAAUUUUGUGAAUCCACCACAAUGCCAUUUUAUUGUAUGGACUCCAAUUAUGUAAAAACAUCCAAAUGUUCUUAUCAUGGUGAUCUUGCUCCCUCUUAUUGUGUAUCCAAAAUCCAAGGUGUUAUGCCUAAAUAUGAUAAUUGGUGCCAAACUGUUGCAUGUUCUUACGCCACGUAUAAAUGCUUAAAGUCUAGCCGUCAUAGUUGCUACAGCAAAAUUGCUUACUGGGUGUCUUUAUCCCACGGAGAGUAUUGUAAGGAAAAAGACGAUUUUUCUGGAGAAACUCCAGAACCUACACCGCCAUCAUCGAGUACAACCUCACCUCCAAGACCUAGACCCACUUCGAGUUCAACUGCAAAACCUAGACCACCUUCGAUUUCAACUGAAGCACCAAGUUCAGAGGGAUGUUUUGCUAAAGGUGAUUGGCAGUCAAAGCCUUGCACAUUAUGUCCAAAUUCAAAAUCGUCGGAUACUUUUUGCCCACCGUUUGCUUGGACCAAUUGUUAUCCAACAUUGCAGCAAUGCAAAAAGAAUUCUGGAGGCGGUAGUAGCUGUGAAAAAGAAUGUCCGGAAAACACAAAAAAUUUUAAAAAACCAUCUUUUAAAUCGUUAAAUUGUUAUGACGCAAAAUACGGAAGUAAAUUUGGUCCUAACUGGGCUCCUUCUAAACGAACAAGUUUUGAAAAAUAUAUAACAAAUCCUUCUCAUUUAUAUCGCCUUAUUCAAGUCACACAGGAAGAAGUUCCUUUAAUGGGAAGUCAAUGGAAACUUAGCGGAUGUGAUGCAGCAGCAGCCAUGUAUGACAAUAUAGUGUGUGCAUUAGAAUUGAUUGAGCAUAUGGGAAAAAAAUUUGUUCCACCAAAACAUGGGUCACAAGAAGCUUCAAUUAAAGAAUUUUGCAAUAGUCAAGACGAUCAAAUCAACCGUUUAGAAGCUGCAUCUUUCUUUAGUCAUAAAUUCAAAGAAACUGGACGUUUUGUAGCAUGGGAAGAACUCGGGGGUACGUACGCGGAACCGCAUAGUACCUAUCCUCCAUUCCCCGGUGCGACAUAUCAUGGAAGAGGUCCUAUUCAAAUUUCAUGGAAUUAUAAUUAUGGAGCUUUUAGUGAAUGGUUAUUUGGAGAUAAAAAUGUUUUAUUGCGCAAUCCUGAAAAAGUCGAUCCAGAAGGUCCAAUGGGAUUCAUUGCUGCCUUUUGGUUUUGGUUUACACCACGAGACUUUUAUUCUAUGGCCCCUGUGAGUGGUAGUAUUCGUACACGUGACGCCAUCGUUCAUUGGAAAGACAAUCAAAUGAACAGUAUCUAUAAUGACGGUGUUGAUUAUGAUAAAUACGCUGGAUUAGGAUUAUCUACUAACGUUAUUAAUGGCGGUAUUGAGUGCACGUCAAAUGGAGCAAGUGGUUUGUGGAGAGUGGCGUAUUUCUUAAGUGUUGCGUCAAGACUCCAAGUCGACAUUCCUGAUAUAAAUAAUUACGCUACUUGCAAAACCGAUAAAUAUUGCCGUGGUAUGACAUCGGGUUGCCGCGCUACAGAUCUUCCUAUUAAAUGUACAGCUACGAGUAUUGACUGCGACGCAGAACCCGGCAAGGUCUGGGAAACUUAUUCAUGCGAAUUCGCGUAAUAUGUAUUUCAAUAUGUUUUAUUUUAAAAUGUUUAGUUCAAAGUAAAAAAAACUCUUUUUCAUCUUUUAAUCGUUUAGCUGAGCUUUUAGCAUCAAAAAAUAAACCAUCUGCAUCCAUUAAAUCUUG
Messenger RNA from Hylaeus volcanicus, 2056 nucleotides. RefSeq lists its product as uncharacterized. Gene Ontology annotation, molecular function: chitinase activity. The coding region runs from base 163 to 1929 and encodes 588 amino acids. NCBI's taxonomy places the organism in Eukaryota, Metazoa, Arthropoda, Insecta, Hymenoptera, Colletidae. Gene Ontology annotation, biological process: chitin catabolic process; cell wall macromolecule catabolic process. The record is from RefSeq and is a predicted model, not a curated record. The transcript has 6 exons.